Messenger RNA from Hymenoscyphus albidus, 1827 nucleotides. The record is from the annotation of a GenBank genome assembly. Lineage: Eukaryota; Fungi; Ascomycota; Leotiomycetes; Helotiales; Helotiaceae.
GCGUAAAAGAUUUGAAUACUUCCAUACAAAGCAUUUUUCUGAACUGCCACUAUGAUAUCAUUCUCCACCCAGCAUUCCGAAAUAUUCAGCAAGGGACCCGCUGAGCACGUUCUCUACAAUUAAAACUUUGAGCACAUCUAAACUUCUACUUUCAUUCGCUAAUGCACUGUUGCUCCAACUUAUAAAGUUUUGAACAAUGCCAACUUCACUACUUACCUUCCUUCUGGGUGCUCUACUCUUCAGUACUUGGACAACUGGGCUAUCUCAAGCACCAGCUCCUGCUGGAGCAGGUCAAGCCAUCAGUGCCUCUGACAGAAUCUAUACAGCGGAUCAGACAUCAAACACUAUCACAGUCAUCAAGCCUCUGACAAAUGAAGUUCUUGGAACAAUCUCCUUGGGAAAACCACGUUUGACAGAUCAACUCAACCCUCAAUAUCUUUCAGUCAUCAGUAGUCAUGGUUUGGGGUUCUCUCAAGAUGGACAAUAUAUCAGUCACACCAGUAUCGCAACAAGCACACUCACAGUCAUUCGUACCGCCAACAACAGCAUUGUCUCACAAACUACUGUUGAUAGAGCAUCUCACGAAUCCUUUUUUGCCCAUGAUGGCCAGACUGUGUGGGUUGCUUGCAGAGGCACGAAAUUUGUCAAUCUUGUGGAUCCUAUGAAAGGAGGUGUCAUUGAUAAAAUUGCAACUGAUGAUGGACCAAGUAAGGUUCUUUUUAGUCCUGAUGGCAAACUUGCCUAUGUCAACCAUAUCAGUGGGUUUCUUCUUUAUUUUACACUACCUUUACUUUCAUAACUGAGGAGAUGCAAUUCUGAGUGUAUUUAUAUAAGCAAAACUUUCAACCAAAAGCUAAACAAGUUUCUAGAAUCUCCAACUAUCAAUAUCAUCGAUGUUGCAUCACGGGAGGUCAUUGAGACAAUUUCUGGCUUAGCAGACGUCUUCUCCUCAGAUAUGAUGCUAUCGCCAGAUGGCCUUCAAAUCUGGGCAGUCCACAAGCAAGCUGGAAAAACGAGCGUUAUCAACCUUGAGACCAAAAAAGUCAUCGCAAUCCUAGAUACUGGAGCUGAGACCAAUCAUCCCAACUUCGCAGUCAUCAACGGGAUCACACAUGCUUUCAUCACUGUCGCUUCUGCCAACCAAACCCAAGUUUGGCGACAGGAUACGCCUGACUCACAACCAACUUUCGUCAAAUCAAUACAGGCCAAAGGAAUUGAACCCCAUGGAAUUUGGGGAAGUCCCGAUAACACACGAAUGUACUACGUAAACGAGCACAGCGACACCAUGGACGUCGUCGACAUCUCAACACUCGAAGUCAUCAACACCAUCCCCAUUGGCCAAGAAUCCCAGGCCCUGGUCUACGUCGCAGGAGCCGUCCCAGAUAGCGCGGUCUCAAGAGCCACAGGAAUAGAAGGGCUUACACAACAAGGUCUAGGAAGACGCUGUGAGAACCGCCUCAUCAAUGUCACCGGCUCAAAAGAAGCAACCGCCCUCUUCACGAUCCGUCAAUUGGAUGGCUUGGAUAUGCUGCAGAUUAUUGGACGGACUUUGGAGAUCAACCAGACGUACGUGGCGACGGCAACAUGCAAGUCAUGUAAUGGUGGGCGCUUGCAGCUUGUCUCAUUCAAUGCCACCACCCCCAUGCCGGGCAAGGCAGGAUGUGCCGUCGCGCCGCAAGUGUUGAGCUUUUUGCCUUUCUUUGCCAAUUACGAUAUUGAUAGUCUUGCGCUCGGGAAGGCUUAGGAAGAUUAGCCGCAUAAUCUUGUAAUAAAAUUUCUUGGGCCUGGAAGUGGCGAUGUUGGGGAAAAGUUCUAGACAAAGAUGUG